Messenger RNA from Fusarium pseudograminearum CS3096, 438 nucleotides. RefSeq lists its product as uncharacterized. The record is from RefSeq and is a predicted model, not a curated record. The transcript has a single exon. Bases 1 to 438 code for a protein of 145 amino acids. Lineage: Eukaryota; Fungi; Ascomycota; Sordariomycetes; Hypocreales; Nectriaceae.
AUGGUCAGAGGUCCACUUGGUCCUAUCGCCUUAGAGAACCGCAAGCAUUUGACACAGCAGACAACUAAACCACAAAUCCGCGCCUAUCUGAAGAGCGCUAUUGCCGAAAACAAAAAUGGGUUGGACGCUAUUCUCUUUGGCGAAUCAAAUAUGCUUCUGAUCAUCGUCACGAAUUGGACAAAGGCGGAGUUGACGCAAGCAGCUGACUUUAGUGCUGCUGUACUUCGAGACGGAGAUGGGAGUCUAGCGAGGAAGAGCGCAAGAGGCCACAUGACCCAGAUUUAUGUGUCGUCUGUGAAGGAGAGCUUCAUGUCCAAGAAUGUCAUGGUCGUAAAGGGAAAGUAUCAUGGGGGUAAUUAUUGGCUUGAUGGAUGUUUUCUUCCAAAGGCGUUGGUUAAAUUUGAGGAAGAAAUAGCGAGGUUGACCACCGGAUCCUGA